CAGUAGGUGUUUGGGUUUUCCUCGAACAGCAGUGCUUUCAUUUUCGCCGUUUUCUUGGUAUUUGACGUUUCAAAAUGUCUAAAAAGAGGUAAGAGAAUAAUGUAAAAGAACUUUACGUGGAUUCUUUAGUGCGUAGAUUAAUUUAAUAGUAGCGCGAUUACAUGUUAAUGUCUGUGUGUGUUGAGGAAAUCUAAGAAGGUAGAUUACGAAUAUAAGGAAUAUUCAUUGAAUAUUUAUUAUUUACAUAUUCACAAGAAAUGACUUUACCUUGGAAUUUUCUCUUAAGUGGGAUUCUUUCUUAAGUGGGAUUCAAACCCUGUUGUAUAUGUUUGUACAACUUUUAUAUGGUAACAAUGUUGAUCCACAGAACUAACUAUUAAAGCGUUUUGACUUCCAUAUUAAUAUUGAUACUUCAAUUUAAUUUAUAUGUCAUAGCAUUGAAACAGCGAUGACGUCGUCAAGCUUAAAUAAAAGCGAUCAAGAACGUAGUCUGUUUGUAUUUAUAACUCAUGCCUUUUCCAAAUGCAAUUUCAAGCCCCAAUCACACUGUGGUGGUACACAAGCAUGAAGUCAUAUGACCCUGGGGACGGGGUUGAUCACAAGCCCCAAACUAGCCUGCGAAAUUCAGCUUGAGAGCCUGUUUGCAGGCUAGCCCCAAACCAAAGUGAAAGUUAAUGUAGCUCUAUUAUUCUACAUUGCUUUGUAAAAUAUUGCAUAUAAUCAAACUGCUUGCAACAACCUCCCUGCAUUUCUGUUAUUUUCAUAAAUUUCACCAACUGACUGGCAAACCAACUGGUUGGUUGGUCACAUAGGUUGGCUAAACAGUCAGUGAGUUGGUCAGUGAGUUGAUCAUGCAGUUAGUCUGUUGGUCAAUCAGUCAGUCACCUAGUUUACUGAUUAGGGCUUACAGAGUGAGAGGUUAUAAUUGUGCUUGCCUAAAUAACAUUGAUAACAUGCACAUGCUUUGUAAUGUUGCGUCGGGUUAUUUCAUUGCAAAAAUAACAUCUUCAGAACUCUAACUGUUUUGCAGGAUUCUCAUCACUGUACAUCACUUCAUGUAAUUUAUAGGAUUCUUAAAGAAUUCCAAACUAUUCAGGCCUCAAAGCCUCAUGGUAUAGAGGUGUCGAUGCCCUCUGACAACAUCUGUAUUUGGGAAGCAAAAUUUGCAGCACCAGAACAAUCACUGUAUAAAGGUGCCAAUUUGAAAACUCAAGUUGUUCUACCGUAUCCUUUUCAAUUUGACCAGUCAAAUCCAGCCACAAUAGGCUCAUACCCAAUUUCAUUACAUAUCUCAAGAUUUCUAUAUGGUCCUCCCAAUUUCAAUCUGAACCAUCUUUCAGAACCCUGAUGCAAUAUGUAACCAAAAUGUAUUUAAGGUAAUUCCGCAGUAAUUGUUCCCGAAAUGAGAAUGUGCUGAAACUUCCCAGGCAUGAAGUUUUUGAUAUACUUAAAGUAAAAUCACACAAAAAAGUUGAGGUCACCGAACUCGUUAAGAAGAUAUGACAAUCACAAUAUACCACCUUUACCCCAAUAUGGCGCCAUCUUGACGUUCAUUACGAGUAACAGCAAACUCACAACAGCCCGAUAUUUGUUGACGUUUUUAGCAUGGAUUUUGCUUUAGUAAACCUAUCUUGUAAUUAUUUUUGAAAAAUAUUGUGUUUUGAGCAAAAUGAAACUACUAAGUCUACUAACGUGUACAAUUCUGAUCCACAAAUGUAUUUUCCACAUUUCUUUACAUAUCUUUCUUUGAGAACAUGCAUUGAUAAAGGAUUUUUUUUCAAGAUCCAGAAAUGAUUUUUCUUUUAAUUUUGGAUAUGAAAUGUAAAAUGCAUUAAAGAAAUAAAUUAUCAGUUAAAAAACGGGGGUCACCGAUCUUUUUAGGGAAUUGUGGCAUUAAAACGUGAAAUACAAGUAAAUAAAUACACUGCAGACACACUAGAAACCCUAGCUACACGUUUGUAUUCCUUUUUUGAAAACAUUGAUUUUAACGUAAUUCUUUGCACGAAUGUAACCAAAGAUGUUUUGAAGUAACAUAAAAUUGUCAUAAAAUUAUUUUUCUUUAUAAACGGUACGUAUAAUGGAUGAAAUUAUAAGUUAUAAGAUGUGCGCAGUAAAAGUGCGCAAUGCAAAACUGCGGAAUUACCUUAAGUAUAAUUUCAAAGUUGCUUAGAUAUCCUUGACAUUCAAUUUCUUAAACCAGUGAAGAGUACCCGUUGUCUCCACCUACGGUAUGUAAUUCUUAUUCUCAUUUAAUGUUCAAAUGAUUUCAGGGGCAGCGCUAACCCUCUUUGAGCAAGUGGAUUGAUCUUUUGCCGACUGUUUGGUAAGUUUGCCGAGUCAUUAGCCUAUAGUAAAUGUGCAUGUUUAAAUGUGCUUUAUUACCCUCUAUUAAGCUGGUUUUCCACUAGCGAAUUUUUCAGCGCGAAGCGGGCAUCCAUUUUGCCAUGUCUUGCUGAUGUAAUAAGUGAUACCGACAAAGGAAAAAGGUCGCUUCGUGCGAGAAAAUUCGCUAGUGCGAGAAAAUUCGCUAGUGGAAAACCGACUUUAUUGCCUCUUUUAUAGAACAGUAAUAAGCAACAACAACAACCAAACAAAUUUAAUUACCUAAUUAUGAUUUCAAUAAUAUUAUGUUUUCGGACUGAAAGAAAUGAAGAUGCUGCAGCCUAGUUCCUGGCCUUCUCGCUCCGCCUCAUUAUUUUAGGGGGAAAUCGAUAAGGUUUGCAGGUUGACCGGGAUAAAGCUGUAUUAUUUGGAGACUGGGGAGAGGCGAGAAGACCCAGUUCGGAUAUUUUCCGAAACUGACAGCCCGCAAGUUCACGACAGCCUGUAACUCGCCCGCGCUUGGAAGGCCAGGGACUAGGCUGAAGAUACUGUAUUCGAAAGAAUUUGCAUUGCUGUAGGCUGGGGCGGUUCUUGAAAAAAAUCGAAACCGAAAACCCGGAAAAACCGGUUUUUAAUCUAUAAAUAACACACAUACAUAAAACCAUGUAGCAUGUGUUUUUAUUAUGUGAAAAAUUUUAGUUUUAGAUGCGUAAUAUCAAAAGCUUACAGAGGUAUAAAAAUACAAGUAAGAAGACAAUCUUAAAAGAACGUAUUUACAAGUUUUCAGCUAGAAUUAGCUGAAACAUUAGCAUUUUUAUCUCCGUUUUUCCCCGGUUCAGGGUCUUUUUCCGGGUUUUUCUUCGGUGCUUGGACUUUGGCAAAACCGAAAAAACUGGUUUUUCAAAAAACCUGGUAUUUUCCGGUAUACCGAAAAACUACCCCAGCCUGCAUUGCUGCAUGUGUGGUUUCUCUGAUGCAUGCUAUUCGUGAUAUUUUUCUGGGCUAAAGUGUCCCAUUUAAAGUAUUUCUUGAAUGAACGGAAAGAAAGUGCCCAUUUUGCAGUAGUAAAGACUCUGUAAAGGCCAUUUCCGACGUUAUAGAGACUCGACAUUUUCAAAAAUUUUCGUUCGGCUCAUGAACGACAUAAAAUGGUCUGAUUUUGGUCAUAUACAAAAGUGCCCCCUUGGGCCAAUGCCCCUCCACUUUCGAAAUGCUUCCGCGGCCUCUGACCAUACCAAAGCGCAGGGUCUGUGCCAUAAGAUUUUCUUCCAUGUUUCAGAUCAGAUUCCUCACUCCAGUGUACCAUGUCAACAUUGAUCAGUCCUCGGGCCAGGUGUGUCUUGGUUUUGUCAGUGCGGAUAAAUGGAACCCAACCAAUGGCAUUGAAGAUGUGUUACGUGCCGUAUUUUCACUCUUGAUCACCCCUCAAGUUGAAACAGCUCAGGACCAGCAGAUACUGGGGAUAUUUCAAGACUCAAAAAGAAUUUAUGAGAGAAGAGCGCGAGACAGCGCAAGAAAAUUUAGAUGAACAAUUUUGUUUUCUUGUCUGCAUUCACUCCAGCUUUUGAACUAGAAAAGUUUUUUAAGCCCUAAGCAAACUCAGCAAUAGCGUUGCCGAAACAUCAAAGUUAUACACUAUCAAAGUUUCUGUGAUCACAGUAGGAAUAUAGCAUGGGCAAAUUCUAAGUUUUGAAGGAUUUGUAAGAAAUGUUUGAGGGAACUCAGACUUAGUCUUUCCAGUCAACUUCAUGAACCGCCGCUCAAUUGAUGAUUCCCAGCUAUAGACUAAAUUUUGAUCUGGGCAAGAAGAACAAAAUCCAUCACCACAGCUAGAAAGAGCAUGUUAAAAUUAGUAAAGCCCUGGCCUGGGCAAACUAGGAAACAUUGUUGUGGAAACAUUGUUUCCUGCCAAUGUUUCGCCAUGUUUCCCAGAGUGGGCAAACACUAGGAAACAUUAGUGAGAAACAUAGGUUAACUGAUAAUGUUUCUGAAUUUGCUAGGAAACAUUUUUGCUUCUCGGGAAGCAAAUUUUGUUUCCGCAACAAUGUUUCCACGCGGGUGGGCAAACAGGGAAACAUUUGAGGAGACAUCGAGCUCGACAUCGAGAAUCAAAAAUGUUCCCGCAACAAUGUUUCCUAGUUUGCCCAGUGCUUAAAAUUGUUAAGUUUGGUUGCAAAAUGCUGUAAAAUGAGGAAAAUAUAGCCCUGCGAAAUUUGCAAAUUUUGUAUUAAUUUGUACUGCGCGCGGGAAAAUGCACCACAUUUGCAAAUUUCGUAGGGCUAUAUUAUCAGUAUUUUACAACAUUUCGCAACCAAACUUUGCAAUUUUACUCAUUUUGACAUGCUCUUUCUAGCUGUGGUGAUGGAUUUUGUUGUUCCCGCCUAUAGAUCAAAAUUUAGUCUAUAACUGGAAUCAUUCAUUCAUUUCUCUCAAACAUUUCUUACAAAUCCCUCAAAGCGUGCAAAAUUCCUACUGUGAUCACAGAAACUUUGAUAGUGCAGUCAGCCUUUAGGCAUGUUUUUUCGCGGGUGAGCAACUAGUUGUUCAGGAAACAUUUGUUAGAAAUUCGCUUCCAACGAAAGCAUACCCGGCUUCUGGAAAGUGCGUUAUUUUGGUUAUACAGAGCAGUUGUUCUUGCGUAUACU
Messenger RNA from Paramuricea clavata, 4967 nucleotides. The record is from the annotation of a GenBank genome assembly. Lineage: Eukaryota; Metazoa; Cnidaria; Anthozoa; Malacalcyonacea; Plexauridae.